Molecule: messenger RNA, 758 nt
Organism: Colletotrichum scovillei
Lineage: Eukaryota; Fungi; Ascomycota; Sordariomycetes; Glomerellales; Glomerellaceae
Exons: 3
Coding region: 167-364 (65 amino acids)
Source: RefSeq, a predicted model, not a curated record
CGUCAUUCAGCCUCUCUUUUUCCUUUCGUCUGACAACCAUCGUAACUCCCUCCACUUCACGUUCAACUGCGGAAACUACCCACGUCUGCGACUUUAUCGCAACCGUCUCCCGAGCUCGCACCUCGAAAUACUACAAGUUUCAGCGCCUACCGUACGUACACCGAAAAUGACCCGUGGCAACCAGCGCGACAAGGCCCGUGAGGCUGCUCAGAAGAAGGCUGCUUCUCAGAAGAAGGGAAACACCAUGAGCGGCACGGAGAUGCAGCGCGCAAAGGAGUCUGCUGCUGAGAUUAUGCGGCAGAAGCAGGCCAACGCUGAGGCCAAGAAGGCAGCGGAAGCAGCAGGAGGGUCGAAAAAGAAAUAAAAGCAGCGCGAGAGAAUAGGGGUCUUCGGCGGCGAGAGGCCAUAUUGGAAUGAAAUACCUCUUUCUCCCCCAUCUGUCUCACCUCUGGUCUGUGUGUUACGCUCGGGUUCUCAAGCAUUCUCAUGAGUCCCCUCACAUGAAGUCACAUGAAGGUAGACCGACUUGUGAGAUGAGUCAGCAGAUGUAGAGGAAGACAGGAGAAGGAGCAUAGGAGUAUGGAAUCUCUCCACGUCGGCCCCUUUUCCCAAAGCGCAGAAAGGGAGAAGAAACUUAUCAAUGAACGGCGAAACGGAAAUUCAUAAACAGGGGUGUUGUUUUUUUUCCCUUACACUUUAGUUAAAGCGAUGGAGGUUGCAUUCGUUAAGCAUGGAGAGACAGGCGUGAAAUAUCAGAA